Molecule: messenger RNA, 5881 nt
Organism: Macrosteles quadrilineatus (aster leafhopper)
Lineage: Eukaryota; Metazoa; Arthropoda; Insecta; Hemiptera; Cicadellidae
Product: serine/threonine-protein kinase MARK2-like
Exons: 19
Coding region: 241-3621 (1126 amino acids)
Biological process (GO): microtubule cytoskeleton organization; protein phosphorylation; intracellular signal transduction
Cellular component (GO): cytoplasm
Molecular function (GO): ATP binding; protein serine/threonine kinase activity; tau-protein kinase activity
Source: RefSeq, a predicted model, not a curated record
GAGUGUUGUGUGACAACCGUGUGUGUUUUGGAUAUACACAUUAUUUAAGUUUGAACAUUGUGUUUAGAUAUUUGGAAACCAGGUCUAUACAAAGAGGUGUGUGGAGUGUGUGAUGAAGGCGCACGUUAUCAGGCAGGGAUUGUUGCGCGGCUGAAGGUCACUGUAGAGAGCGCGAGACGCUCAGUGUAGAGGCAGCGCGCGAGCCGUGUGGUGUGUGAUGGUGCGCGUGUGCGAGUGACGAUGGAAGCAACGGCGACGAUGCCACCUGUAGAACUGGCUCCACAGCCACCCGAGGUGAAAACAGUGGAUACCAACGAGAAGACAGUGGACAACACUGUGGCGUUUCUUCAACAGGAGAUGACGGCUAGCAGCGUUGACGUAAAUGGUGAAGUGGAAGAGGAAGAUGGACAAGUGACAGAGGUGACAAAGAUAGAGUGUGAAACCUCUGAGAAUGGGCUAAAUGAAUCUGGUGACGCGAAUGACGUGGACGAUACGAUUGAAAACGAUGAACUAGCUCCUAUGAAAUACAACGAGAACGAACAAGUUUGGGUGAAACUCGACGAACAAGUUAAUACCGAAGUACUCGAAAACGCACAAGAAAGUGAACUAAAGGUCAUUGUUGAAGAAAUGGACAGUUUAGUUAUUGUCGAGGGCGAGAAUCAGACCGAGCAAUCCACUGAAGCGGAAAUAGACCAGCCUCUGAAAUUGGAACUGCACAUAAGCGAAUCCGACCUGGUGGAUAAACCUGAUGAGCCGAACGACGGGUUACACAUUGAAACAGAAGCGAAUGCGAAGGAGACGUACUCGUGUCAGAGUUCCCCUGGGUACAUCAAACCCCCGGUCAGAUCGACAAUUAUAAAACAGAGAUCACUCGACACUCAAGGUGCAUCUGACGAUGAGGGAGAGAUGGGACGUUCGAAAAGAGGUAGUUUGCACUCACCGUCGUCGAAAAUCUUGACAAAAAUGACCCCGAUGACGUGGGACCAGUGGAUGAAAAGACCUGCUUCUUACGUUCCGCCCAAAUCCCCCGAGAAAGACGCUAAACCUACCUCUCCUACUACGGAAGUCGAUGGGAAAGAAGAAAUCAAAGAGACAAAGGAGGAAACAAAGAAGGGUGAAAGUCCUAAAGUGAAGAAGACGAGGUUUCAAAUCACCCCUUCGAGCGCUGACGUCCUCGAAAUCAACCGCGACGAACCAAAGGUCUUGGAAACCUUUGACGAGACCGAAGAAGACAAAUUUCUGUUGGAAAACCCCAACGUGCUGGUGGAGAGCCACCUGAACGAACUGACGAUGGUGGAGUCGCAGCUGAAGAAACUGGGGGCUGCCGCGAAAGUGGGGGUGUGUACGAAGAGGUUGGGUCAGCCGGAGCCCGACCAGAAGUCCAUGGGUAGGGCGAGUUCCGGGGAUCAGAAGAGUAAAGGGUGGUUGGCGUGGUUGUCAGUGUUCACAAAGAAGCCUCCUCCGCCAUCGCCUCCGGUCAAGAAGCAGCCUGCCAGGAGACCUUGUCCGCAACACUCCAAAACUGCGGCUCGUCCUAGACCCGCAGGACCCAUCCUGGCCAACUACGACCCCAAGAUGGUGACCGUUAUUGAGGGCAGUGAAAAUGCGACGGCCGGCCGGGUGUCCUCAUCGAGGAGUCGCACCUCCGAUGAACCUCACAUCGGAAAAUACAAACUCCUCAAGACCAUUGGCAAAGGUAACUUUGCCAAGGUCAAACUGGCCAAACAUGUUCCCACGGGUAAAGAGGUAGCAAUCAAAAUAAUAGACAAGACACAAUUAAAUCCUGGAAGUUUACAAAAGUUAUUUAGAGAAGUUAGGAUAAUGAAGAUGCUAGAUCAUCCAAACAUAGUCAAGUUAUUCCAAGUGAUAGAGACAGAUAAGACAUUGUACCUGGUGAUGGAGUAUGCUAGUGGAGGAGAGGUGUUUGACUACCUCGUACUACACGGCAGGAUGAAGGAGAAAGAGGCUCGGGCCAAGUUUAGACAGAUUGUAUCUGCUGUUCAGUAUUGUCAUCAAAAGAAAAUCAUUCACAGAGACCUUAAGGCUGAGAAUCUAUUACUAGACAGUGAAAUGAACAUCAAAAUUGCUGACUUUGGCUUCAGCAAUGAGUUCACUCCUGGAAAUAAGUUAGAUACCUUCUGUGGGAGUCCGCCUUACGCCGCCCCUGAACUCUUCCAAGGUAAAAAGUACGAUGGGCCUGAAGUGGACGUUUGGUCGCUCGGAGUCAUUUUAUAUACCUUGGUGAGUGGAUCGUUACCAUUCGAUGGCUCGACGUUACGAGAACUAAGGGAACGGGUUCUCAGAGGGAAGUAUAGAAUCCCCUUCUACAUGUCAACCGAUUGUGAAAACCUGCUCAAGAAAUUCCUCGUGUUAAACCCAGCGAAAAGAGCGUCACUAGAGGGCUCGGCUUACAGCGCCCCACAGAAACCUGGCGAAACUACGCAGGAACCAUAUAACAUAAUGAAAGACAAGUGGAUGAAUAUGGGUUAUGAGGAAGACGAAUUAAAACCUUACGUUGAACCUGAUUCUGACUUCAAGGAUCUUAAAAGGAUAGGUUGUCCUGUUGUAGAAGCCCUAGUUGGAAUGGGUUACAGUAGAACAGAAAUUGAGGACAGCUUAGCGCAAGCUAAGUAUGAUGAUGUCUUUGCAACGUACCUGCUACUCGGACGAAAGUCUACCGAUCCGGAGAGUGAUGGGUCAAGGUCAGGAAGUUCACUGUCACUGAGGGGUAUGACACCAGGCACAGGCACGCCAGCCACCACGACCAAUGCUCAGUCUCCCAGCCAUCGGGGUGUACACCGAUCCAUCAGUGCUACCAACGCCAAGCCUAGCCGUCGCGCCAGUAGCGGUGGAGAGACCCUGCGUGAGUCGACUACGCCGGCCAACGGGGUGCAAAAUAGACGGCUGCUUAGCCUACUAGGCGGAGUACCAGCGGGCGGCACUGCCAACACGACCAACCACAAUCACAGUAGCGGCGGCGGCAACAGCACCACCGCGACUGCCAGCAACUUCAAGCGGCAAAACACCGUGGACUCGGCUACCAUCAAGGAGAAUACUGCGAGAAUCAACUCUCGGGCUCCGGCCAAGACUGCCAACCUACCUGUGCUUGACACAACGGGAACAGCAGAUGGAGCUAGUCCUGGCAAGCCCAGAGUGACCAAAUCCAACACUAUGCAAGGCAACCGUAUGUUUGCUCCAUCCGCCUCCAUGGGACGACGGUCAACCAUCAGUUACGAGGCGAAGGCCAGCAGCAACGAGAAGACCAACACUACAGGGGAGACACCGAGUGUGGUGACCGUGGACAGUCGCGCAGGCAAGGGUCACAUCAAGUCUGCGUCUAUAUCCACCUCGUCUGGACGGCCCACUCAUGAACUAGAACCCUCUCUAGAUCCUCUCCGACAAAGUGUUGGAGUGCGUUGUGGUCCUCCCGCCUCCCCCGCCCAGACCAAUCGUCAGCCGUUCCCCCGCAAUGUGCCGUCCCGCAGUACCUUCCACAGUGGCCAGAACCGCCAGCGAGGCUACGGCACUCCCUCCCCCACCGGUGCGCCACACGACGCCAACGCCAGGCCCUCCUUUUUCUCCAAGCUCUCGUCUAGGUUUUCUAAACGGACUGCCAAUUAGGAGGACGCUUCGCCCGAGCCAGCCGCAAGAUAUUACUUGACCGAAAAUAUUCUAUCGGAAAAGUACCUUGCUGCGGGAUAACCAUGUGGAAUAACAGUUGUACAUAUAUUUAACGUUCGCUGACAUCGUUGAAGAGAAGAGAGGAUUAAAUUUUCUUGUUAUAAAUAGUUCCAAUUGUAAUUAUGUACAGGUCUGGUUGUAUACAGGAAGUGUAGCGGGGUAGAGUUGUCCAGUGUAAGUUAGUUUUAAGGCCAACAGAUAAUGACAAGGGACUGAGGACAUAUUUUUUACUGAAAUGUAAUCUAGAGUGUUCACUAAUAUAAUUUUACUUGAAAUAGUUUUCCAUAAAUAUUAUUUACGAUAUCUAGAUGUUUGUUCCUUUAAUAUUAGUGUUUUCCUGCUGUUCCUUAAAAAGGUGAAUUGUUUAAAAUAAUAUCAUUGUGUACGCUAUGAACCGAAUUUGAUCAUUUACUUUGAUUUAUUUCAUUCUCAAUAAGUGUGGUAAUUACAAUAAAAUAAUUAUAUUGUCUUAUAGCUUAAUAAAUCACUGAUUAAACUCAAACUGGAUUCAAUGUGUUGUUUUGUUUCAGUAAAAUUGUUAUUAAAUAUCUCAUAAAAUCUUUUUUUUCUACAUUCUUGAUUUAUUUUUGCUAAUAUCAAUAUCGUUGAAAUUUGUAUCACAGGGUAGUUUAAGUGGCAUUUAUUUGAUUUGUUUCGAGUUUUUUUAGACCAAAAAAUUGUGUAAAAAUAUUGAUACAAAUUACCAGCUAAAUUUUAUCGGACAUCUGCUCCUAAAUUCAUGUAUUAUGAAUCUGCAAAUUUUAAAUCAAUUUUUAUUCUUUAGUUUGAUAAAAGUAAAACUCUUUAUAUUUUAUUUUGUCUUUUUAGGUAAGGUAAAUAAUCCCUUAUCAUUUUAAAAUACUUCAAUAAAUGAGAAUGCAUAUGAAAUGGUUUUUUGUGAGAUUUAAAAUUUUGAAUAACGCAUUAGUCAUUUUCCUGAUUCGCAAGUCGUUUGAUAUGUAAUCUAGUCACAUUUUUGCUCAGUUUAUAUGUGUUGUGUAUUUUAUUGUUAAGUCAUCUGCUGCAACUUUGUUAUUGAAGGAUUGACAAAAUGACCAAGUCCUAUAAUCAAAAUGAUGAAAUGAUAAGGGAUUACUUUUAACAGUAGCAUUUACUCAAUUGAUUAUCAAUAUACAUAAUUUGUAGUCAUCGUAAUAGUGCAAUUGAUCUUUUUAGUGUUAAGCUUUGUAUUCGGAUCAUAUUAAUACUCUUAUUAUAGCUUUUCUCGUACAUUUUUUUGUAAAUUUUGUACUUUUACCUUAAUUUGCUAGCAGUUUCUCUAGUAUUCCAUGGGUGUUUGGCCAGUCGUGCCUCGUCGGACAUUGUGCCUUAGCAACUCCGCGCCUUCAGUUGUCGUUCUGCCAUGGUCUCGUUACGAUAUUCCAUGUUUACUAUUGUUAUACCAAAGUGUACAUUGUCUAGUGUAUCGUCGGUAAACUUUUUGUUUGUAUAUAAUGUAACUAUUUUAAUAGUUGUUUUCACUUACAAAUUCUACUAGGCCAUCUUGCUCAUUUAAAACUCGAUCUAAGCGCUUUGUGGUAUCGCUGUUAAACAAUAAUCGACAUACAACUUGAAAGACUGUCUUUGACGUUUUAUUCUUCGUCUGUAAAACUAUAUUUUUAUAGGUUCAGAAUAGUUUGUGAAUCACAGGUAUUUUAAAACGCGUUGUAUGCACAAACUCUUCUAAUUAGCAUUUGCCAGAUACGAUUUAAAAUUUAACAUAAUUAGUCUAUGAACGUAUUGUCUUAUUAACCCAAAAUAAUCAAAAUGUUUAAGCGGCUUUUAGUUACCAAAUGACUUGUAAAUAAAAAGCUUUAACAGAGAAGCUGUGUCAGAAUAGAUUAGACAAAAUUAAGGUCAUGAACCCAUCAAUGUGUAAAUGUUCAUUUAAUGUAAAUCAAAGCAUGUAUGUGUUUUGUAAUUAGAAGAUACAUAUUGUUUAGUUUUUGCAUUUUGAUUGUGUACUAGUCACAAUUCUAAAUUUGAAUAUGAAUUUUUAGUGGUUUGAAGAGUUUUAUGAUCAUCUUUAUAAUGUGCGUUUGAUUUCUAUGGCUCUCCAGGUUUAUUAUCAUUUUAAGUCGACAGUCUGUCGUUAGUUUACUCAUUCAUAAAUGGAUAUAAAAGUAUUUUCACUUUAAGUCAAUGUUGUAAUUGGUCUAUGCCCGCCAAAGGAGUGUUAAUAAAGUUUUACUGAUAUAUA